CACCGGGCGCGCCGCACACCUCCGAGCCGCGCCACUGCGCUCCUGCCCCGGCCGCGCACACUGCCCCUGCGGCGCGCACACCGCCACGUCUCCCCCGGGCGCGCGGUGCUGUGUGGCGGCGCGCGCGUCCGCUGGGGCCCAGGUCCGGCUGCCCCGGCACCGGCCCCGGCCCCUACUCCCCUCCGGCCGCUCUCGCCGCCGCCGCGUGGAUGCCAAGUACCAGCUUCCAAGUCCCUUCCAACUUUCCACUCGGCCCUGUGGCUGCAGCCUGUGGGAGCGGAGAAACUUCGGGGCUCGCGUCGACCGCCAGCAGCACCAUGAAGUCAGCGGAGGAAGAACACUACGGCUACGUGUCAUCCACCGUGGGCACCGGCUUGCCCCUCACUGCGGCUCACGGCUCAGUGUCAGCCCCGUGCCAUGACCUUCAGACGGCUGCCCCUGGCAUCUCGGCCGUUCCCUCAGGGAGUCACCCCUCGGGGUACGGAGGAACGGUGGACAGCGGGCCCCCAGGCUACUUUCUGUCUUCUGGCAGCGUCAGGCCCAACGGAGGCCUAGCCCUGGAGAGCCCACGGAUUGAAAUCACCUCAUACCUGGGCCUGCACCCUAACAGUGGCCAAUUUUUCCAUGACGUGGAGGUGGAGGACGUGAUGCCCAACUCCAAGCGACCCCCAUCCACGGCCACACUGAGCCUGCCCAACCUGGAGGCCUACCGCGACCCCUCGUGCCUGAGCCCGGCCAGCAGCCUGUCCUCCCGUAGCUGCAACUCAGAGGCCUCCUCCUACGAGUCCAACUACUCAUUCCCCUACGCGUCCCCCCAGACGUCGCCUUGGCAGUCCCCCUGCGUGUCCCCCAAGACUACAGACCCCGAGGAAGGCUUUCCACGGGGCCUGGGCGCCUGCAACCUGGGAUCCCCCAGGCACUCCCCCUGCACCUCACCCCGGGCCAGCGUCACUGAGGAGAGCUGGCUGGGAACACGGGGCUCCAGGCCCACCUCACCCUGCAACAAGCGCAAGUACAGCCUCAACGGCCGCCAGCCCUCCCGCUCCCCACAUCCUUCACCCACGCCGUCCCCGCAAGGCUCCCCGCGGGUCAGCGUGACCGACGACAGCUGGCUAGGCAACACCACCCAGUACACCAGCUCGGCCAUCGUGGCGGCCAUCAAUGCGCUGACCACGGACACCAGCCUGGACCUGGUGGAAGGCGUCCCUCUCAAGGCCCGCAAGACGGCCCUGGAGCCCUCCCCCUCACUUGCGCUCAAGGUGGAGCCGGCCGGGGAGGAGCUGGGUGGCACCCCCCCCACGUCUGACUUCCCGCCUGAAGAGUUUGCCUUCCAGCACGUCCAGAAGGGCGCCUUCUGCGACCAGUACCUGGCCGUGCCACAGCACCCUUACCAGUGGGCCAAGCCCAAGUCCCUGUCGCCUACAUCCUACAUGAGCCCGUCUCUGCCGGCCCUCGACUGGCAGCUGCCGUCUCACUCGGGCCCCUAUGAGCUUCGCAUCGAGGUGCAGCCCAAGUCCCACCACAGAGCCCACUACGAGACGGAGGGCAGCCGGGGGGCCGUGAAGGCGUCAGCAGGAGGACACCCCGUUGUGCAGCUGCACGGCUACUUGGAGAACGAACCGCUCACACUGCAGCUGUUCAUCGGGACGGCAGACGACCGCCUGCUGCGACCCCAUGCCUUCUACCAGGUCCACCGCAUUACAGGCAAGACCGUCUCCACCAGCAGCCAGGAGGCCGUACACUCCAACACCAAAGUCCUGGAGAUCCCGCUGCUGCCGGAGAACAACAUGCGUGCCGUCAUCGACUGUGCCGGGAUCUUGAAGCUGCGGAACUCUGACAUCGAGCUGCGGAAGGGAGAGACGGACAUUGGCAGGAAGAACACCAGGGUGAGGCUGGUGUUCCGCGUCCACAUCCCACAGCCCAGCGGCCGGACGCUGUCCCUGCAGGUCGCCUCGAACCCCAUUGAGUGUUCCCAGCGGUCGGCGCAGGAGCUGCCCCUGGUGGAGAAGCAGAGCCUGGACAGCUGCCCAGUCAUCGGCGGGAAGAAGAUGGUCCUGUCUGGCCAUAACUUUCUGCAGGACUCGAGGGUCAUCUUCGUGGAGAAAGCUCCAGAUGGCCACCAUGUCUGGGAGAUGGAAGCCAAAACUGACAGAGACCUGUGCCAGUCGAACUCUCUGGUGGUGGAGAUUCCGCCGUUCCGCAACCAGAGGAUCAGCAGCCCCGUGCAAGUCAGCUUCUACGUGUGCAACGGCAAGCGGAAGAGAAGCCAGCCGCAGCAGUUCACCUACCUUCCUGCCUCUGUUCCCAUUAUCAAAACAGAGCCGACGGACGACUAUGAGCCCGCUCUGAUAUGUGGACCAAUGAGCCAGGGGCUGAGCCCUCUCCCGAGGCCGUGCUAUAGCCAGCAGCUCGCCAUGCCACCUGAACCCGGCUCCUGCCUGCUGGCCGGCUUCCCUGCCUGUCCACAGAGAGGCUCCCUGAUCCCAGCGCCGCCCCACGCCAGCCCAAAGCUGCAUGACCUCUCGCCCACCACCUAUGCUGCCAAAAGCCUGAGCAGCCCUGGCCUCGGCCACCUGGGACUCCAGCAGCCGGCUAGAGAGGGGCCCUCCGUCCAGGAAGUGCCAGAACCCCUGGCUGUGCACCCUGGCCCGCCGGAGCAGCCAGCACCCAUCCUGCAGCCGCAGUAAAUGAAGUUAUAUGGAACGACCUCUCCAGCACCACCCGCCCCUAAUGUGCACGGCGGAGGUUAUACAGCAGUGGUGCUGGCUCCUGGGGACAGCCAAGCGCCAGUAGCCGUGACUCCAAGUAAAUCAAACACAUGGCUGGCGCCACUCAGGACUUGCAACUCACUGAAGGCAAGGAGACGAGUGUUUGUUAUUGGACAAAGAAGCAGUGGCCUGCUGAUUGGGAGGAAGGC
Molecule: messenger RNA, 2917 nt
Organism: Ochotona princeps (American pika)
Lineage: Eukaryota; Metazoa; Chordata; Mammalia; Lagomorpha; Ochotonidae
Gene: NFATC1
Product: nuclear factor of activated T cells 1
Exons: 10
Coding region: 210-2687 (825 amino acids)
Biological process (GO): calcineurin-NFAT signaling cascade; cytokine production; regulation of transcription by RNA polymerase II
Cellular component (GO): transcription regulator complex
Molecular function (GO): transcription factor binding; DNA-binding transcription factor activity, RNA polymerase II-specific; RNA polymerase II cis-regulatory region sequence-specific DNA binding
Source: RefSeq, a predicted model, not a curated record